Oncorhynchus nerka (sockeye salmon) is the source of this 3602-nucleotide messenger RNA. Its product is annotated as probable E3 ubiquitin-protein ligase HERC6. Gene Ontology annotation, cellular component: cytoplasm. The record is from RefSeq and is a predicted model, not a curated record. Gene Ontology annotation, molecular function: ubiquitin protein ligase activity. Lineage: Eukaryota; Metazoa; Chordata; Actinopteri; Salmoniformes; Salmonidae. The transcript is spliced from 23 exons. Gene Ontology annotation, biological process: protein ubiquitination; ubiquitin-dependent protein catabolic process. The coding region runs from base 16 to 3039 and encodes 1007 amino acids.
CACCUUCACAUCAUCAUGUUCUGCUGGGGAGAUGGUUCGAGUGGACAGUUAGGUCUAAACUUUGAGAAUGUGUCUGUUCCGAUAGCAGGGAAUAUAUUCUCUGAUAAAGUCACAGAAAUUGCUUGCGGGGAGCAACACACUUUAUUUCUCACGGUAGAUGGCAGGAUCCUAUCAUGUGGGCGCAAGGGACAACUUGGCAGACAGAGGAACAUAAAUUCAAAACUACCAGCCCCAGUGGAGGGUCUGGGGGCAGUGGUCUCUGUGGCUUGUGGUCAGGACCACUCUGUUGCUGUGUGCGCGUCAGGACAGGUGUACUCCUGGGGGGCAGGGGGUGAGGGACAGCUGGGCAUCGCCCUUACUACUGUCUCCAAAGCCCCCAGGCCAAGACCAGUUCAAAUACCUUCGCCCUUGCCGAUAACAGUGAUACAGGUUGCUUGUGGAAAUUCCCAUUCUUUGGCCCUGACUAAAGGAGGACAAGUGUUCUCAUGGGGUCUGAACAGCCAUGGACAGCUGGGCCUGGGGAAGGGAGUCCCUCUGCAGCCUAUACCUGCUCUGGUGCGCCCCCUCACAGGGGUCCCAGUGACCCAGGUAGCAGCUGGAGGAACCCACACUCUGGCCCUCACCCUCCCAGGCCUGGUCUACUGCUGUGGGGCGAACAGGGCUGGGCAGCUGGGACUCAACCGUGUGGAUGAGAAAGGCCGGUUCAACAUCUGUUCUGUGCCUGCUCUCAGAGUCUUGGGGGUUUCCUUCAUCAGCUGUGGAGAGGCACAUUCUGCUGUUCUCACCAAGGGUGGACAGGUGUUCACCUUUGGAGAGGGAAGCCGAGGCCAGCUUGGGCACAACGCAUCAGCUAACGAACUCCUACCCAAACUGGUAGAGGGUAUGGAUGGACUGGCCUCACAGAUAGCAUGUGGCAGCCAUCACACCCUGGUGCUGGGGUCCUCAGGUCAACUCUGGGCCUUUGGCAGUGGGGUCAAAGGUCAGCUAGGGACUGGCAACACAGGGGGCAGCUUGCAACCCACCUCAGUGCUGCUGAAAAGGGAUUCUGGUGGGGCAGCAACAGUCAUACACAACGACAUGAAGAUAUCAGUGGGAUGGAAUUCAAACUUCAUUUACACUGCUGAGAGUUCUGAAAGAGAACAGCCAAUCGGGAGGUUAGAUAAAGCCAAGCUGCAAAAAUGGCUGUCGAUGGAGCAAGGAAAUUCAGAGGCGCAAAGAGAAAUAUCCUUGAUGUUCUCAACAAGUUCAAGUCUGGUGGCCAGUUUCACCAAAGCCAGUGAGAUUCCACAAGCAGCCGGAGCUUUGACAGUGGACCUAGAAGCUGCUAGCCAGGUUUUCGACCAGCUACUGAACAUACCUUGGAUUAGGAAAUCAAUAAAUAUUGAGCCACUGGUGGACAAUAUUUGCAGUUCAGCAGCUGUCAUCAAGUCACCAGAGAUCUUUAUGCUACUACCCACAAUUUCUCUUCUCCAUGAGGACCUCAGCGUCAUGAAGAUGGUCUUGGCUUUAUCUAUAGUUAUCGUUGAACAUCUGAAUGACACGGCCAUAAAAACAUUAAAAGAGUGGUGGUCCUCAAUGGAGACAAACAUCAUGACUAAGCACAUUCUGAUGUGGAAGAAUGCCCUGUCAUUCAUGCUGAGGAACGGUCUUCUGGCUACCCACAACCCUGGAGUCAAAUUCCUGCUGGAAGCCCUCAAGUACCUCCACAGAGCAAACAAAAGGGCCGGAAGAACCCAGGAAGUUCCUGCCAGUACCUUUUAUGUGGAAGAGAUCAACAAUGUGAAUCUUUGGCGCUUUUGGUCAACAAGGGAGGACACAGAGGUGACACCAGUCAUCUUUUGCCGUUACCCAUUUGUGUUGAGUCUGAUCUGCAAGAUGGACAUUUUCAACAGCAAUGCACUUUUUACUAAGGUGGUUCACCGUCUCACCCACCUGCAAACAGUGAUGUAUCCUUCUGGAACGUUCCCAGACAACCCAGAAUCUCCCCCUGCUCCAGUCUUCCAGUUGACCUUAAGGCGCCCGUCACUCAUCGAAGACACCUUCAGACAACUGGGUGCUGCAGAUCAUGACUACUUCCAGAGAGAACUUGUGGUGCAGUUUAUGGAGGACAUGAAGCUGUCGCUCGUCAACAUAAGGGACUUUUUCCUCCAUGUGUUUGAAGAGCUGUUGGCACCAGAGUCUGAGAUGUUCAUGUACAACGACACCAAGACACUGGUCUGGUUCCCUGCCAAGCCCAGAGUGGAGGAGAAGAGCUACUUCCUGUUUGGUGUCUUGUGUGGCAUGGCCCUGUACAACCACAACAUUGUACACCUGCCCUUCCCUCUGGCCCUGUUCAAGAAGAUGGUGGGGGUCAAGCCCUCACUGGAGGACCUGAGAGAGUUUGACCCUGUUGUGGGAGGGAGUUUGCGGUACCUCUUGGAGGACUACACUGAUGAUGAUGUUGAAGAAAACCUGGGCAUGACCUUCACCGUGAUCUGGGAUGACCAGAAGGUGGAGCUGGAUCCCAAAGAAACAGGAAAACCAGUCACAAGUUUUAACAAGAAGCAGUUUGUUGAUGCCUAUGUGAACCUUGCCUUCAACCAAUCAGCGGAGAAGGUGUUUGAAGAGUUCAGGAGAGGCUUCUUCAAGGUGUGUGACAGGGACGUGGUGGAGUUGUUCCAGCCUGAGGAGCUCAGGGGAGUCAUGGUGGGGAAAGAGGACUACGACUGGGACACGCUCAAACAGAACACUGUGUAUGAUGGAGAGUACCAUGCCAGACAUCCCAACAUCAUCACAUUCUGGGAGGCUUUUGAGGAACUGACAGAUGACCAAAAGAAAUCUUUCCUCCUGUUCCUGACGGGCUGUGAUCGCGCUCCCAUCCUGGGCAUGGACAAGAUUCAGAUGAAGGUAGCGAUCCUGCAGAAGUCUACUGAACUACAUUUCCCAGAAUCCCUUACCUGCCACUUCCUACUGCUGCUGCCCAUCUACCCCUCCAAGGAGAUGCUGCUGGCCAGGCUCAAAGAGGCAGUGGCCCACAACAGAGGCUUCUGGAAGGAGUAAUGGACACUAUAUAUAGGCUACUGCUGUGUUCAUCAUUUCAUUCAAUGUGUUUCUUACAUGUCAAUAUAUCACUUCAGUUCAGCAUAGGAUUUUGGUUACAGCCUCUUUCUUGGUUCAGAUUUGCCCAUUUUUUUUCUCAAACUUUUACAUUUAGCCUUUUACCUUGGGUUUUUCUAUUGAAAGUGUGAAAAUUGCAAAUCUAGGAUAUGUAGGCCUACCCUAUUAUAGAAAAAACAUCCCUUGACUUAAUGUCUACUAAUUCUGGGUGUGAUUUUUAAAAAUAACAUUCUUAUUGAGUAAUAUACAUUCAGUAAUAUACAUUCAGUAAUAUACAUUCAGUAAUAUACAUUCAGUAAUAUACAUUCAGUAAUAUACAUUCAAGAGCCUAUUUAUUUAUGCAUGUUUUCUUUAUUGAUAUAGUGUGGCAUUUGAUGUAAUUCUACAUGUGAACAUCCUUUUUUUCUGGACACGUCUGCAUCAUCUUUUGACAUAUAAGUCUGUAUCUUGUGUUUUAUUGACGGAAUAAUUCUGUCUGUAUCUAAUAAAUAGAGAUGAUUAGUUCA